CUCGAGCUUCGUCGUUCAGCAUCCAGUCAUUCCACAAGGCAAAUUCAGAUUAUGAUUUAGUUGGUGGAAAAGCUUGAAAAGCUUUGUUCCGCUUUGAUAAAGUGCACUGACGGGCUUGGAUCAGCCAUGGCUUUCUCCUCACGACUAAAAGCCAGGCCUGAUGAGCCCGAGGAAAGCUUUGACAGUUUGACACGGAGACAAGAGGCAACAUUUGACGCAAGAAGAAAAGCUGCUGAGGAUGAAGCGAGACGAGCAGAAUAUGAAGCUGAAAAGGCUAGGCAAACAAAAUCAGGCAAACCAAAUGGUGCGAGGAGAGCUACGAGAAGCACGGGGAGCGGCAUUGGCAACCCCGAGGCCUUCGCGGGCUAUCCGCAGAGGAGUCAGCCCAGCCAGGGAUUCACAUGGAAGAAGGGAUCGGAAGUUCAGGAACCAAGAAAAGGCCUAUCAUUUGGUGGAACGCUCAAGUCUGCGGCGCCAACAGAAAAGUCGUCUUCGCGGCCGGACCAUGAUGCAUGUGAGCAGGCAAUAAGUGCCAUGAUAAGCCGUACAUACAAUGGGAUGAAAGAAGGCUUGCAGAUGCUUGGUCUUCCAGACUACCCUUUGUCGUUCGCACCAGGGCGAGAACUCAAACUGUGUGGCCACCACAUUCGAGAGGAAAUAAAUGAGAUGAUUCAUCACUGGAUGACUGAUGAGAAGGAGGACUUUUACGCUGCUCUGGCAAAGAUCAAAGCCAUAGUGUCAAAGCCAAUAUUGACACAAGAAGAGCUGGAUUUGGUAGAUGCCAAGGACGAUUGGCAAAAGACCAUUGGUCCAGAUGGCCAGGCACAAUAUACGAGGAGGCAAGAUGGAGUUUCUCUUUCAGUUGCAGAGGCAGCUGAAGACGAUGAUGAUGACGAUGAAGUCAUUGACAUUGCUCCAGAUGGAACCCGAUUGAAUGGGCGAGCUGCUGGUGCCAUGGCAACACACCACCUGCGUGGUUGGAAUGCGUGCCAAUUGCACGUGUGUUGUAGAUUGAAGGUUACGGAAAUUUAGAUUGUCUCCAUGUGUUCACUUCUUUUGACAUCUAAUUACUAUACAGAGACUCUGAGGCCGACCUGGACAGGCUUGGUUUGGAUUUGUCCCUACAUGUCAGCCUUGCUUUGCUUCACCGAGUUGCCUGGCAUUUUUAGGUGGGGCAUGUUAACACCGUGCUUUCUACUUCUCAGGCAAAGCCAGAGUGCGACGAAGAGGAGCUAUUGAUACAAACAGGGACACCAACCCUCUACCCAGGCAAGAACUGUGGCUUGUACCUCAGAUAAAAAUUUGUAAGUGUAGCCAGGACUAUUAUGGCCUCCUCGGAGUGUCUUCAACCUCGUCUUUGCAAGAGGUUGGAAGUUGGGCAUGUGAUGACCGCACAUCCAGAAAAGGGCGGUGACCCAAAAACAUUCCAAAAGCUCAACAAGGCUUACAGUGUGCUCUCAGACCCAAAGAAGCGCCAAGACUAUGAUGACAGCAGAUGAUGAGAACCAGAACUGAGAGCUGUUGAGUUUGACGUCUUUCGAAGCUUUCUGUGGUCUUCAGAAAGGUUACAUUCACUGAAGCAAACAGAAGAGAGUUGUCAUUCUGUUCGCACAAGUUUGGAAAUGCACAGGCAUACACAGGC
This is a messenger RNA of Durusdinium trenchii, 1642 nucleotides long. The record is from the annotation of a GenBank genome assembly. NCBI's taxonomy places the organism in Eukaryota, Dinophyceae, Suessiales, Symbiodiniaceae.